Molecule: messenger RNA, 765 nt
Organism: Phytophthora sojae
Lineage: Eukaryota; Oomycota; Peronosporomycetes; Peronosporales; Peronosporaceae
Exons: 1
Coding region: 1-765 (254 amino acids)
Source: RefSeq, a predicted model, not a curated record
AUGGAGGCCCGCAAGGAUCGCAAGCGCAAAGCGGCGGAGGUCGCCGAGUCUCCUGAGUUCGUGCAGGCGGCGAUCACUCAGCUCUCGUUGGCCCUUACCGAGAACGAAGUGAAGUUGAGGGGAGAGAUCCGCGCUCUGUGCGAAGAACUCAGUGGCCUGAACAAGCAACUGGCGGACAAGAGCGAGGAGCGUGAGAUGUGGAAGCAAGACGCGGCCUUCCUGCACGCAGACGCCGUGAUCGACCGCGCGCGCUUGACGCUCUGGCACAACGGCGACCUCAGUCUCCUGCGCAAGGUCAUUGACCCAAGAACUCGAGCGCUGCGCAACACCGAAGCACGGGGCGAUCGCACUCUCUACUUGUGCGAGUCUGCACCGAAGAAGGCCAACGGCAAGGCUCCGUCGAGCAGCUUCAGGGCGUCGGACGUCUCCCCGAAGCACGAGAGCGAGGAGGCCAGCACUCCAGCUCGAACGCCGACGGAGUCGGCCCCCGACACGAACCAAGACGACAGAUCGGCCGAAGCAAAGGAGGACGACGACUACGUCCGCAUCCCAGUGCCGUCGGACAAGGAAGACUCGGCAGCGAUGGUCCCGCUGCCCGCUGGUAAGGAAGUGCCGACUACUACGAUGACACCGGAGCAAGAGACUCCGGCUACGGACGACCAGGAAAACCCGGCACCUGUGCAGAAGCCCGCGUACUUUGACAAGAACUUGGAGGCGACGGAGCAGGAAGUGGCAGAGUACACGCUCAUGAACUGCGGCGCGUGA